AUGAAUCCUCUCUGCCCCUCCACCGACCUCAAACCCGACCGGCAUGAACCCUUCUCCCCUUCCCUGGCCAUCGAUCAGCGGCCUGCGCCCAUCUCCACGAAUAUCAAACAGCACCGGCUCGACCAUCCAUUCUCAGUCCGCACCCACCAAAAUGCUUUCCACUCUUUCGUGCCUCGUGCUCUUCCCAAGACCCAGCUUCACCUAAGUCUCCCAGGACCGAACAAGUUUCAAGCUGAUGAAGCGGUGUCCCGGCACCGGGCUCUGCUCGCUGCAUUGGGUUUAAGGCGGGACGUUGUGGUGGUUCUGCCGCGGGGGUGCUGGGAUGCAGACAAGGGGGUGACACCGCCAAGGACAUUUCUCGCCUGCAGAUUUGUCGUGAUGCACUGA
Molecule: messenger RNA, 387 nt
Organism: Cadophora gregata
Lineage: Eukaryota; Fungi; Ascomycota; Leotiomycetes; Helotiales; Ploettnerulaceae
Exons: 1
Coding region: 1-387 (128 amino acids)
Source: RefSeq, a predicted model, not a curated record